AUGGGGGAGGCUGCAAAAAGCAUUAAUCAAGGGGGCUUAGGCAUUAGAAGAAUAAGAGAUGUAAAUGCAUGUCUAUUGCUUAAAUGGUGGUGGAAAAUUGGAACUCAGAUUAAUUCUCUUUGGAGGAGGGCUAUAUGUAGCAAAUACAAGAUAGAUGAGGCUUGUUGGAAUCCACCGGUAAGUUUCUCCUACAAACAUUCUAGAGUGUGGAAAGACAUCUUAUCUAUUGGGAACCAUUGCAAUAAUAUUUUCAAUUUUUAUGCGGAUAAUUGCCUUAAGAAUGAUUUUCCCCUCCUUUUCAAUCUCUUAACUGAUAAAGAUGGUUCUCUUCAUCAAUACUUUGAUAGAAAAACCAGCCCAAAUACUUGGAAUUUUCCCAUUAGAAGAACGAUGUUUUCUUGGGAAUUGGAGGAAGAAGCUAGUUUGAUUGAAGCCCUAUCAUCAGCCCAUUCUGUGUCUCCACACGAAGCUGACUGUUUUUUCUGGGCUUGUGCUACUGUAAGCAGUGGUGAAUUUUUUGUUUCCUCAAUUUACUCUUUCAGUAAUUCCACACUUGGUCCUCAUCUUCCAAUUUGUAAUCAUAUCUGGAAUAGAGCUGUCCCUCCUAAGAUUUCAUUUUUCUGUUGGUUGGCUUGGAAGAACAAAAUUAAGUCAGCAGAAUUUAUGCUCAGAAUUGGUAUUUUAGACCCAUCUGUUUCCAUCAGUUGCACCUUCUAUGGCUUUGAAUCUGAAUCAGCCACACAUGUCUUGCUUCACUGCCCCUUUUCAUGGCAGAUUUGGUCCUCAAUUAUUCAUGAAUGGGGGCUUUCUUGGUGCAUUCAAGAUUCAGUUGAUGGCCUUCUUCAAUGGUGGAUGAGAGUAAACUUCAAUCACUUUGAUAGAUUAAUUUGGAGAGCUAUCCCGCUCAUUGUUCUUUGGUCGUUGUGGAAGUGUAGGAACGAAUGUAUUUUCGAAGAGGCUCAACCAAAUAUUUCAGAUUUGAGUGAAACUAUCAAAGUCAGAGCUGCACUAUGGCUGAAAGCAAACAUCAAGGACCUUCCCUUCUCAGUUGAUGAUUUAACCUUCAACUGGAGGCAAAUCAGAGCUGGGAAUUCAAAUCUUUAG
Molecule: messenger RNA, 1104 nt
Organism: Camellia sinensis
Lineage: Eukaryota; Viridiplantae; Streptophyta; Magnoliopsida; Ericales; Theaceae
Source: RefSeq, a predicted model, not a curated record